This is a messenger RNA of Dreissena polymorpha, 818 nucleotides long. Its product is annotated as cytochrome b-c1 complex subunit 7-like. The transcript has 4 exons. The record is from RefSeq and is a predicted model, not a curated record. Bases 83 to 484 code for a protein of 133 amino acids. Gene Ontology annotation, biological process: mitochondrial electron transport, ubiquinol to cytochrome c. NCBI's taxonomy places the organism in Eukaryota, Metazoa, Mollusca, Bivalvia, Myida, Dreissenidae.
ACGUUCCGAUUGCAUAUAUCAAGCGUUUCGCAACUACAGACUGCCUUUCGAGCGUUUGUCAAGCAAGACUGACCUUGGCAAGAUGGGCAUACUCAGCAGAGUUGUUAACAGUAUUCCAGGCCUUAGUGGUUUAAUAUGGAGAACUGCAGAGUUUCCUAAGCUGGGCCUGAUGAUCCACGACUUGUACUGUCCAAUCAAGAGUCCGGUAGUGAAGGAGGCGAUAAAACGUCUUCCUGAGCGGGUAGCUGUGGAGAGGCAACUCAGAAUCAGUCGGGCUAUUACUCUUGGCAUGGCCCAUAAACACCUUCCCCAGGAAGAGUGGAUGACCCCAGAGAAAAAUGUUCCCUACAUGGAUGAAGCCAUCAAACAAGUAGAGCGGGAGAUGAACCUAAAGGCUCAACUCAAUGAGCAGAUCUACAGCUUCAAGAGCUCCAACCUGGCCAUAUCUGGCAGCUUGAAACAUGCCCUGCCACCAAGCAAAUAACUAAUGCGAGGAAAUGAUAGUGACAUUGUGUGCCGGUUCAAUUCUGAAAAACAUGGAGUUAUUUUAAUAUUUGAAAUCUUUUUUUUUUUUUUUUCUGUAAUAAGUUAUUUUUUAAUGGCGUUAAGAUACUUAUUGCAAGGUGUAUGUUUUUGGUGUAUAGAAGUUAUCAAUCUUUAAUUAAAUUAUUUCAGACAAAGGAAACAUAAAAACAGCUAUUUUAUCAUUCAUGUGUAUAAAAGUGUACUUCAAUAUUUUUAUAUGCAGGUUCAUGGAUAUUUGGCAAACUGUGUGAUUUAUUUAAUGAUUGUUUAUUAAUAAUAAAUUAAAACAUGUU